Ornithorhynchus anatinus (platypus) is the source of this 6570-nucleotide messenger RNA. It is a transcript of the gene CLTC, whose product is annotated as clathrin heavy chain. Gene Ontology annotation, molecular function: clathrin light chain binding; structural molecule activity. The record is from RefSeq and is a predicted model, not a curated record. Lineage: Eukaryota; Metazoa; Chordata; Mammalia; Monotremata; Ornithorhynchidae. The transcript has 33 exons. Gene Ontology annotation, cellular component: clathrin coat of trans-Golgi network vesicle; extracellular exosome; spindle. Gene Ontology annotation, biological process: receptor-mediated endocytosis; intracellular protein transport; clathrin coat assembly. The coding region runs from base 210 to 5258 and encodes 1682 amino acids.
GCGCUGCGCCCGGUUCCGCCAUUGCGGCUCUGCCUGCCUCGGGAGCCUCCGCCCCCGGCCCUCCCGUCCGCCUGCCCGCCGCCCAGCACAGCCCGUUCCCCCUCUCCUCCUCUCCCUUUCCCUCUCCCUCUCCUCCUCCGCGGAGCGCUCCGGAGGCCUCAGCCUCGGCCCCCCCCCCCCCUCCCCGGUGACAGGAGGAGACCGGCGCCAUGGCUCAGAUCCUGCCCAUCCGCUUCCAGGAGCAUCUCCAGCUCCAAAAUCUGGGUAUCAACCCAGCAAACAUCGGCUUCAGCACUCUGACUAUGGAGUCAGACAAAUUCAUCUGUAUUAGAGAGAAAGUAGGAGAACAGGCACAGGUGGUAAUCAUCGACAUGAAUGACCCAAGUAAUCCUAUUCGCCGACCGAUUUCAGCCGACAGUGCCAUCAUGAAUCCAGCCAGCAAAGUCAUUGCUUUGAAAGCUGGGAAAACCCUUCAAAUCUUUAACAUUGAGAUGAAAAGUAAGAUGAAGGCCCACACUAUGACAGAUGACGUCACCUUCUGGAAAUGGAUAUCGCUGAACACUGUUGCUCUUGUCACGGACAAUGCAGUCUAUCACUGGAGCAUGGAAGGAGAGUCUCAACCAGUGAAAAUGUUUGAUCGUCAUUCUAGCCUUGCGGGGUGUCAGAUCAUCAAUUAUCGUACUGAUGCGAAGCAGAAAUGGUUGCUUUUAACUGGCAUAUCCGCACAGCAAAAUCGAGUGGUGGGGGCCAUGCAGCUCUACUCUGUAGACAGGAAAGUGUCUCAGCCCAUUGAGGGCCACGCGGCCAGUUUCGCACAGUUUAAGAUGGAAGGAAAUGCCGAAGAGUCGACACUGUUCUGUUUUGCAGUAAGGGGACAAGCUGGCGGCAAGUUGCAUAUCAUUGAAGUGGGAACACCACCUACAGGAAACCAACCAUUUCCUAAGAAAGCAGUUGAUGUAUUUUUCCCUCCCGAGGCACAAAACGACUUUCCCGUGGCAAUGCAGAUCAGUGAAAAGCAUGAUGUGGUUUUCCUGAUUACCAAAUAUGGCUACAUUCACUUGUAUGACCUCGAGACUGGCACGUGCAUCUACAUGAAUCGAAUCAGUGGGGAGACGAUUUUUGUAACGGCGCCUCACGAAGCCACAGCUGGAAUUAUUGGCGUAAACCGCAAGGGACAAGUGCUGUCAGUAUGUGUGGAGGAAGAAAACAUAAUUCCUUACAUCACAAACGUGCUUCAGAAUCCCGAUCUGGCUUUGAGGAUGGCUGUACGCAACAACUUAGCUGGAGCCGAAGAACUCUUUGCCCGAAAAUUUAAUGCUCUCUUUGCCCAGGGGAACUACUCAGAGGCAGCCAAAGUGGCUGCAAACGCACCAAAGGGAAUCCUACGUACUCCAGACACCAUUCGUCGGUUCCAGAGUGUUCCUGCCCAGCCGGGUCAGACUUCUCCCCUGCUCCAGUAUUUCGGGAUCCUGUUGGACCAGGGCCAGCUGAACAAAUACGAGUCCUUAGAGCUCUGUAGGCCUGUGCUUCAACAGGGUCGGAAACAGCUGUUGGAGAAAUGGUUGAAAGAAGACAAGCUGGAAUGCUCGGAAGAAUUGGGAGAUCUGGUGAAGUCCGUGGAUCCGACGCUGGCACUUAGCGUGUACCUAAGAGCAAAUGUGCCAAACAAAGUUAUUCAGUGUUUUGCCGAAACGGGUCAAGUCCAGAAGAUUGUCUUAUAUGCAAAGAAAGUGGGUUAUACUCCAGACUGGAUCUUUUUGCUGAGAAAUGUAAUGCGAAUUAGCCCCGACCAGGGACAACAGUUUGCUCAAAUGCUGGUUCAGGAUGAAGAGCCUCUUGCUGAUAUCACACAGAUUGUUGAUGUGUUUAUGGAGUACAACCUAAUUCAACAAUGCACAGCAUUCCUGCUAGAUGCCCUGAAGAACAAUCGCCCUUCAGAGGGGCCUCUUCAAACACGCUUACUGGAGAUGAACCUCAUGCACGCCCCGCAAGUUGCAGAUGCUAUUUUAGGCAAUCAGAUGUUCACCCAUUAUGACCGAGCUCACAUUGCUCAGCUGUGCGAGAAGGCUGGUCUGCUGCAGCGAGCGCUGGAACACUUCACAGAUCUGUAUGACAUUAAGCGUGCGGUGGUUCACACUCACCUUCUCAAUCCUGAGUGGCUAGUAAAUUAUUUCGGCUCCUUAUCGGUAGAAGAUUCCCUGGAGUGUCUGCGGGCCAUGCUCUCUGCCAAUAUUCGUCAGAACUUGCAGAUUUGUGUCCAAGUAGCUUCCAAGUAUCACGAGCAGCUCUCCACCCAAUCGUUGAUUGAACUCUUUGAAUCUUUCAAAAGUUUUGAAGGUCUAUUUUAUUUCCUGGGCUCCAUUGUUAACUUCAGUCAGGACCCAGACGUACACUUCAAAUAUAUUCAGGCUGCCUGUAAGACUGGGCAGAUUAAAGAGGUGGAAAGAAUUUGCAGGGAAAGCAACUGCUAUGAUCCAGAACGUGUCAAAAACUUCCUCAAGGAAGCAAAGCUGACCGACCAGUUACCGCUUAUCAUUGUCUGUGAUAGAUUUGACUUUGUUCAUGAUUUGGUGCUCUACUUGUACAGAAAUAACCUUCAGAAAUAUAUUGAGAUUUAUGUACAGAAGGUGAAUCCAAGCCGGCUUCCUGUUGUUAUUGGCGGGUUGCUUGAUGUGGAUUGUUCAGAAGAUGUCAUAAAGAACUUGAUCCUAGUUGUGAGAGGUCAAUUCUCUACUGACGAACUUGUUGCUGAAGUUGAGAAAAGAAACAGGUUAAAACUGCUUCUGCCUUGGCUAGAAGCCAGAAUUCAUGAAGGUUGUGAGGAGCCCGCUACUCACAACGCCCUAGCCAAAAUCUACAUCGAUAGCAACAACAACCCAGAAAGAUUUCUGCGUGAAAAUCCAUACUACGACAGUAGAGUUGUUGGGAAAUACUGUGAGAAGAGAGACCCUCACUUGGCGUGUGUGGCUUAUGAGCGUGGCCAGUGUGAUAUAGAACUUAUAAAUGUGUGCAACGAGAACUCACUUUUCAAAAGUCUGUCCCGUUACUUAGUACGACGCAAAGAUCCAGAACUUUGGGGCAGUGUGUUGCUGGAGAGCAAUCCUUACCGGAGGCCUCUUAUCGACCAGGUUGUACAGACAGCCCUGUCUGAGACUCAGGAUCCCGAAGAGGUGUCCGUAACCGUCAAGGCUUUCAUGACUGCAGACCUUCCCAAUGAACUUAUUGAACUGUUGGAGAAAAUUGUGCUCGACAACUCUGUGUUCAGUGAACACAGGAAUCUGCAAAACCUCCUAAUUCUCACGGCAAUUAAAGCUGACCGAACCCGUGUCAUGGAAUACAUCAACCGUCUGGAUAACUACGAUGCUCCAGAUAUUGCUAACAUCGCCAUCAGCAAUGAGUUGUUUGAGGAAGCAUUUGCCAUUUUCAGGAAAUUUGAUGUGAACACUUCUGCUGUGCAGGUCUUGAUUGAACAUAUCGGGAAUCUGGAUCGUGCAUAUGAGUUUGCCGAGCGCUGUAACGAACCUGCCGUCUGGAGUCAACUAGCAAAGGCCCAGUUACAGAAAGGGAUGGUGAAAGAAGCCAUCGAUUCUUACAUCAAAGCUGACGACCCCUCAUCCUACAUGGAGGUUGUUCAAGCUGCCAAUACUAGUGGAAACUGGGAGGAACUGGUGAAGUAUCUGCAGAUGGCCCGUAAGAAGGCUCGCGAAUCUUACGUGGAGACAGAACUGAUCUUUGCUCUUGCUAAAACAAACCGUCUGGCUGAACUGGAAGAAUUCAUCAAUGGGCCCAACAAUGCCCACAUCCAGCAAGUUGGUGACCGCUGCUAUGAUGAGAAAAUGUAUGAUGCUGCUAAAUUGUUGUACAACAAUGUUUCAAACUUCGGUCGUCUGGCCUCGACUCUGGUUCAUCUGGGUGAAUAUCAGGCAGCCGUUGAUGGGGCCCGGAAAGCUAAUAGCACUCGAACAUGGAAGGAGGUCUGCUUUGCUUGUGUGGAUGGCAAAGAAUUUCGUCUAGCUCAAAUGUGUGGGCUUCACAUCGUGGUUCAUGCAGACGAAUUGGAAGAACUCAUCAACUACUAUCAGGAUCGUGGCUACUUUGAAGAGCUGAUUACCAUGUUGGAAGCAGCCCUGGGACUUGAACGAGCUCACAUGGGAAUGUUCACUGAACUGGCCAUCCUCUACUCUAAAUUCAAACCUCAAAAAAUGAGGGAACACUUGGAGCUGUUCUGGUCCAGAGUGAAUAUCCCCAAGGUGCUAAGAGCAGCAGAACAAGCUCAUCUUUGGGCAGAGCUGGUGUUUCUGUAUGACAAGUACGAAGAAUAUGAUAAUGCUAUAAUCACUAUGAUGAAUCAUCCAACAGAUGCGUGGAAGGAAGGUCAAUUUAAAGAUAUUAUCACCAAGGUGGCCAAUGUGGAACUCUACUAUAGAGCAAUACAGUUCUAUCUAGAAUUCAAACCUCUGUUACUAAAUGAUCUGCUGAUGGUACUUUCUCCACGGUUGGAUCAUACUCGUGCUGUCAACUAUUUCAGUAAGGUUAAACAGUUGCCACUGGUCAAACCGUACUUGCGCUCAGUUCAGAACCAUAACAACAAAUCUGUGAAUGAGUCUCUGAAUAACCUGUUCAUUACAGAAGAAGAUUACCAGGCGCUGCGGACAUCAAUAGAUGCCUAUGACAACUUUGACAAUAUUUCCCUUGCUCAACGCCUGGAAAAACACGAGUUGAUAGAGUUCAGAAGAAUUGCCGCAUAUCUCUUCAAAGGCAACAAUCGCUGGAAACAGAGUGUAGAACUGUGCAAAAAGGAUAGGCUUUACAAGGAUGCGAUGCAGUAUGCCUCCGAAUCGAAAGAUACAGAGUUGGCAGAAGAGCUCCUGCAAUGGUUUUUACAGGAAGAAAAGAGAGAAUGCUUUGGGGCUUGUCUCUUCACCUGUUAUGAUCUUUUAAGGCCAGAUGUUGUCUUGGAAACUGCCUGGAGGCAUAAUAUCAUGGACUUUGCCAUGCCCUACUUCAUUCAGGUCAUGAAGGAAUAUUUGUCCAAGGUUGAUGCAAUAAAGGAAAAGGUGGAUAAACUGGAUGCCUCUGAGUCUCUGAGAAAAGAAGAGGAGCAAGCUACUGAGACCCAGCCUAUUGUAUAUGGCCAGCCGCAGUUGAUGUUGACAGCAGGACCCAGUGUUGCUGUUCCUCCACAAGCACCUUUUGGCUAUGGCUACACCGCCCCUCCCUAUGGACAGCCACAGCCUGGUUUCGGAUACAGCAUGUAAUGUGGAAAGCUGACUGCAAGCUGGCUAUUUUAUUAUGGAAACUCCACCGUCCCUACCUGCUUUUCAGUUCAUUACAGGGGGAAAAAAAAAAAGCAACAGAGUUUUGCUUCAUGUUCUUGUAACCUUUGUUUCAUGAAGGACUAUUUUUUUUUUCUAGCACAAACUUGGAUCACCUUUGUUUAAACCUCUAUUUCACAUUCCAUGUCAUCCUAAGAGUUUUCAAAAGGGGAAUAGUCGAAAUGUUCACGUGGGCUCUCUUCCUCUCCCCCUCCCUCCUUUGCAGAACUGCUUCUUAACAUUCAAACAGUCUGUUGUGAAGACCCCGAUUUGCACUCUGUAGUGUUAAAACUCUAAUAUUGAAUCUCUUAAAUUCAGUGUAUGUGAGCAGCUUACAAUACGUACCGUCUAAAUGCAUUUAAGUCUCAUUGUAUAUUCGAAGAAAAGCUAAGCAAAAAUAUUGGUAUAUGACCACGCAAGACUGCCAAUGCCAACAGACAACACUAAUGGGCUUAUCUUACACUGGUUGGAUUGCAUAGCUCUUCAGGUGAUUAUUUUAAAAUGCAUACAGACAACCUUGCCUGAUCUUUUUUUUUUUUUAAAUGAGCAAAAGUUCCCCUAACCUAUGCAGGUUUUCCAGUUAUGCAUAUAGAAAAUGCUAGUGUGUUUUGCUCACUCCAUAUGUAACAGAUGCCCUUUUGUUGUGCUGUAUCCUGUGCUUUUUUUUUUUUUUUUUGUGGGACCAUUCCAUUGAGGAACAAAGUGCACCAUGAUUCCAAUCUGUGUGUAUUUACUAACCCUUCCCUAAGGUUUGUGUAUGUUGGAUAUUGUGGUGUUUUAGAUCACUGAGUGUACAGAAGAGAGAAUUCAAACAAAAUACGGCUGUUCAGUUUUGUGCAAUUUGAAAUUACUCAAAUUUAAAAUAAAUCACUGGACUGUGGACAUCCUGUAUAGUGGUAUAGUUUUAUGUAUCUUCCAAACUUAACACAAGCCAGACCAAAAAAAAAAUGGAGUUGUUUGGUUAGGAAUUGAGGCAGUGAUGAAGAUUAAGAUUGGCGUUAGGGUUGGGGAGUGGGAGAUGGAAUACAGGAUUCAGCAUUUGCAUCGUAUUUUCCUGUAACUCAAGGUACUGUACAAUUUAAAGAACAAAGCACUGCGGCAGUUGACUAUUUCAGUCAUUUACAGAAUCUUCACUGAGUGAUUCUUUAGGUUUGUAUCCAAGUGUUUCAGUUAAUUUGAUAAAUCAUGUGUAGGUAUGUUAAGUUGCCUUAAUAUAUUAGCUUCAAAUAAAAAUGACUUAAAUGUUUGACUCGAA